Messenger RNA from Cydia fagiglandana, 1872 nucleotides. RefSeq lists its product as uncharacterized. The coding region runs from base 197 to 985 and encodes 262 amino acids. The transcript has a single exon. Lineage: Eukaryota; Metazoa; Arthropoda; Insecta; Lepidoptera; Tortricidae. The record is from RefSeq and is a predicted model, not a curated record.
GGCGAAGUAGAGACACGUAUUUGAAUUUUGCUGGCGAAUUUUAUUUUAUUAAAAUUAUUAGACUACAGUUUUGAACACAAAAAGUUUCAAAUGUGUUAAUACCUCACCUCAGUGCAGUCAGCAGCUGUUUUCUCUACAAUAUUCUCGCACAUAAGCACAUAACUGCAAGUCACUGUCAAGCACAACACAAACAAUAAUGGAUCUCCUGUCAAAACUCCAAAAGGAAAUGAACAGUAUGAAGGAACUUUUCAAUUCACGGAUGGCUACUUUUGAGAACUCCAUUUCCACUCAGGCACCAGCACCUCCAGCUGUCCGGGACGACUUCAACAGCUUCAAAGAUUUUAUAGGAAAAAUGGUCUCGGGCCUGCAGAAUCAAAUGGAUAUAGUCUUGAAGACUUUGGAGGAGAUGGAGACGCGCUCUCGGGCUGGAAUAUUAUUGCUACACGGAGUCCCGGAGGCUGAGGGUGAGAUAGCCCCAUCUAAAGUGACAGACAUUUGUCAAAAUAGGCUUCAGCUGAGUGACAUCACAACUAACUCAUUUGUUAGUUGCCACCGACUUGGUAAGAACAAAGCAGCUUCCAAACCUAGGGCAAUAUUAAUCAAAUUUUCCUGCUCCAGAACCCGGGAUGUUGUGUGGGCUGCCAAGAAGCUCCUUAAAGGGUCUGGCUUCACUUUAUCAGAGUUUCUAACAAAUACCCGGCAUGCUGUGUUUCUUGAGGCCAGGCGUAUCUACGGAGUCAAAGGUAGUUGGACCAGCGAUGGCCGGAUUGUUGUAGUAUGCCCAGAUGGUUCACGACAUAAAAUAACAACUAUGGACGAGCUUCGUGCACUGCCCUUGCCCUCUGAUGCCAAUGGGGCCGCCCUAAAGUCCACUGCGAGUGUUGGUGCAGAGGCCAGCGGUGAACCCGUGCUGCCUAACGCUGCCAACGCAACUUCCGCAGCUGCAGCACGCAGGGUUCUUCCAAAUCGAGGCACGCGGAAAUGAAGCCUCAACGCUGGUAGUACAGUGAUAUUUGCGGUUCCUCAUUGUUAUAGCUGAUUUGCUCUGUUAUCAACUUUCACUCUGCCAUGUGAGCACCUUUACUCAGCAAAUACUUGCAAAGUUCAACUUGUACCGGAUAAUACGUCACAUUUAUUUUAAUUUGCAUUGUAACAUAAUUAUAUUGAAGGUUGGGCGAUAAAUUUUGUUAUUUUGUUUGCGGGGAGUUUGUAAGUGUCACUAACGUCAUUGUCACUUCACUAGUGUCAUUUUGACAAGUUACGUUCCGUUUCUCACUAUUGUUUUGUUUUGUAUGUCGUUUUUCAAUUUACGUAUCUGUUCUAUUGUGUUAAAAUUUUUGUGUGACUGUAUUCAACUACUUAAUUAACACUCAUACUCAGAACGCAUAUUCAGUAUAUUUAGUAGCUUUAAUUAUUUUAUUCGUUAUGUAAACCAGCUGCUGGCGAGUAUUUGAGGUGAAUUGUGGAGUUUAGGCGUAGUAUUUUCGCAUGCAACUAAAUAUUUACAUUUUAAGUAUAGUUAUAUAUCGUUAGUUUAGGAAUAUUGUUUUAUUUAUAUAUUUUAUAUUAGUUUGUUUUACUUACCGCAAAUGUCUGAUGUUCUGGAUAUAAGCCUGGACAGCGAAUUCUUCUCCUUAUCUUCGUCUAGCCUUUACGAUUCUUUUAGCGAUGCGUCUGAUUUGCCGGAUUUAAAUGAGCGUUUGCACGUUACCUUCGAUUCAGCGGGUAAGCGCUUUAACAUUGUACACAUUAACGCUCAAAGUAUUCCGGCACACUUUCCUGAUUUGUUAGCAACUUUUGACGUUAAAAACAUACACGCAAUCCUUAUUUCCGAAUCGUGGCUCAAGCCCUCAUUGCCGUCUACUCUCUACC